UCCGUCCACUCAUUUGAGCAAAGUCCGCACAGUAAAUAACAUCCGGGUUGUGCCCUCAGUUACUGGCAGAAUAUUUUUGUCGUACAACGGUUUGUUGAAUAUUAAUUCGUAUUACUGUUAAUUAUAGAACCACGACAAAAACGCAAAUAUUUUUUCAUUUAGCUUACCAGACCGCAGCACAUAAAGGUAUACUUCGUAGCUGACGAAGAAGAGGACAAGUCCAGACACUGAUGUGAGGGCUCCCCCGGUGGCGGCCAUGAGUAACAGCCAUCCUUUGCGGCCGCUGGCCUCCGUGUCGGAGAUCGACCACGUGCACCUCCUGUCCGAGCAGCUGGGGGCGCUGGUGCCCGGGGAGGCCUACAGCGACGUCACCUUCAUCGUGGAGGAGAAGCGCUUCCCCGCGCACAGGGUCAUCCUGGCCGCUCGCUGCCACUACUUCAGCGCUGUAUCCCGGCUCACGCCCCGGCGGGCAAACCCCGCCCGGCUGCAGUUCGGCUCAUCGGCCCUGCUGACGGUGGUCCGGAGGGACUCGUUCGCCGCCACUGAGAAGGAGAUCUUCCAGGCCCUGUGCCGCUGGUGCCGGCACAACGGGGACGCCGGGGCGCAGGAAGUGAUGCAGCCGGUGCGGCUGCCCCUCAUGAGCCUGACGGAGAUGCUGAACGUGGUCCGCCUCGGCCUGAUCACCCCCGACGACCUGCUGGACGCCAUCAAGACCCGGACGGAGAGCCGCGACAUGGAGCUCAACUACCGCGGCAUGCUGAUCCCGGAGGAGAACAUCGCCACGAUGAAGCACGGCGCCCAGGUGGUGAAGGGCGAGCUGAAGUCGGCCCUCCUGGACGGGGACACGCAGAACUACGACCUGGACCACGGGUUCUCCCGGCACCCCAUCGAGGAGGACGGCCGCUGCGGCAUCCAGGUCAAACUGGGCCAGCCCUCCAUCAUCAACCACGUCCGGCUGCUACUGUGGGAUCGGGACAGCCGUUCGUACUCGUAUUAUAUUGAGGUGUCCAUGGAUGAGCUGGACUGGGUGCGUGUGGUGGACCACUCCAAGUACCUGUGUCGCUCCUGGCAGAACCUGUACUUCCCACCGCGAGUGUGCAGAUACGUGCGCAUUGUGGGGACGCACAACACCGUCAACAAAGUGUUCCACCUGGUGGCCUUCGAGUGCAUGUUCACCAACAGCACCUUCACUCUGGAGAAGGGGCUUCUGGUGCCCGGGGAGAACGUGGCCACCGUGGCCGCCUGUGCCAGCGUGAUCGAGGGGGUGAGCCGGAGCAGGAACGCCCUGCUGAACGGAGACACCCGGAACUACGACUGGGACUCGGGGUACACCUGCCACCAGCUGGGCUCUGGAGCCAUCGUGAUCCAGCUCGCCCAGCCCUACAUGCUGGGCUCCCUCAGGUUACUCUUGUGGGACUGCGAUGACCGUAGUUACAGUUACUAUGUGGAACUCUCCACCAAUCAGCAGCAGUGGCUGAAAGUGAUAGACCGGUCUAAAGUGGGCUGCAGGUCCUGGCAGACUCUGACAUUCGACAGACAGCCAGCAGCCUUCAUUCGCAUUGUAGGAACUCACAACACAGCCAAUGAGGUCUUCCACUGCGUCCAUUUUGAAUGUCCGGCCCAGCUGGACGUUGAGGUGAAGGAGGGCAGCCCGGGGCAGGGCUCGUCCGAAUCAAACUCCAUCUCCCAGCAGCCUCAGCUGCCCCGCCCCCCACGGCCCUCGCGCUCCCAGAGCCUGCUCUCCUCCCAGCCCUCGUCCAGCCAGAACCAGGCCUCCUCCUCCUCCUCUUCCUCCUCCUCCCCCUCCCGCUCCCAGCAAUGAAGGACCCUGGCAGAUAAUAGCCCCUUCCCUGUGCCCAGGGGCUCAGUAACCUCCCCCCACCCCCUCCUCCCUCCCCCAUCCAACCCCCGAAAUCUGAUUGCACAGGCUUGUCUCUGCAGGGCACCCUACCUACCAUGCUGCUACGCACGUUAUUAUAAAACAGCCCCCUUAUGAAGUUAACCUGUGGCACCACACACAGAUAGGAAGAGCAGUGAGACGGGGGGUGUAUUGGCAGUCUCACUCAACUGACAGGGUCCUGCUCAGAUCAGGCUUUCGCUUUUUGUUUUGGGCUCAAAAAUUAAGAAAAGAAGAAGAAGAAGAAAUUAAGGACAGGAGGUAAAUAAGGAUGGGUAUUCAGCUGAGAGUGUGUUGAUAUUCGGUGAAAAUGAAAAUGAAGUUGGGCGCAGUGCUCAGUCUGAAUCUGUCCCAUCAGCCCCCACUGCCUGGAGCUGUGCUGACCAGGGAGGGGGGUGUGGCCGCCCCACUCCCAUACGCAUGUCAUCAGCACUUUGGAAAUAAGCACUGCUGUAUCGAUCUAUUGAUCCGGCUCGAUUGUGCUGUUCGAGAAACUGAGGGCACUAGAAGAUAUUUUAUUUAAUUUAUUUUUUUACCCAAAGAAGGUGUGAUGGCGUGCUCUCCGUUUUGCACGGGUAAAAAGCAUUUUGUAUAGAUGGAAAUUGAGAAAAAGAAUUGAAACAAAAAAUGGUUUCAGCGUUUGAGAUUAUAUACAGCACUUUAACUGAUUAUCGGGGGGGGGGGGGGUGUACCAAAUUCGACCAAAGGAAUGUAUAACUUUAUUGGGCUUCCUGCCGUGCUUCUCUAUGAAAGAAUUGAUUAAUUUGGGGCAGGAGAUAUCGAGGCCAUGCGCUUCAUAGGAAUAGUUUGAUCUUGUGCCCCCCCUCCCUCACCCUCACCGUCACCCCUACCCCUACAACUUUCCAUCACCCCUACUCCUACCCCACCACACACUUUUACACUUAAUUUAUUGUGCAAUUACCGAGGUGGCCACGCCGAUAUUAUGUCUGCUCACCCAAGGCGACGCCAUUUUGUUUGCUUGAAGUGUGUGCUCUUCUGUGUUCUAUGAAGGAAUGCGGCUAAGCCAGCCCAGUCGUUUAUACGCUCCCCAAUGUCUGCAUGGUUUUUUUCUUUUCUUUUUUUUACGGGACGGAUUCUCUUCCCUUUAUCUGAAGAGGUAAACUCACCCUUUGCUUCUCUCUCUCAGUCCGUCUCAUCCCUUAAUCUUCCCCUUUUUACUGUUCUCUCUCUCUCUCUCUCUCCGCUACCCCGUCUUCCCUCUCUUCUGUGCCUUCCUCUCCUUCUCAUCCCUCCGUCCGUCCCGCCUCCGCUGGAAACCGAUCUCAGAUUUAAAGCGAUAAAUCUCCCUGACUUGGCAAUGCAAGAUUUGGCUGUCUUUGACAGAACAUUUUGCGAGAAAGUACAGAGAAAGUUGAAGAUGACAGGAUAAAUAACAGGAUGACGUGCUGAAUGAAAGUAGCGGUUAUCCCCUCUCCUCUCUCCUAUAUAUUCUUCUAGCACUGAAUGCUCCUCAGAGUUUAUUAUUUGUGUAGUUGUGAUUUUUAAUUUAAAGACGAAUAUAUGGAUAAUUCUGAUAUGCAUAUUGUUGUUACUCCUAAGGAACGCCUGAUUAUUAUAUACAUAUUAUUAAAGUCCCUGUUAUUUCGUAUCUCAUCGAAUUGUGAAUUUUGAAUCACAGCCGUCUUUAGAUACAGGUGCUUGGUUUUGUACAGUAUUGUGCUGAUGGUACCAGUGCAUGCUGGGAUAUAUACAGGGAAGUCAGAGGUGUGCCAGGGUUACCUGCCACUACUAUGUACAGUGCAAAAAGAGGGGUUCUGCAUCUUACUGCGGAUAACCCGUACCACAUCCCACCCAUUUCAGUGUGUUACCUGUUGUCUUACCCAGGUUGUAAACUUGAAUAAAAACGAGAAUGAAUAAC
Conger conger (European conger) is the source of this 3776-nucleotide messenger RNA. RefSeq names its product BTB (POZ) domain containing 9 (gene btbd9). Gene Ontology annotation, molecular function: protein binding. NCBI's taxonomy places the organism in Eukaryota, Metazoa, Chordata, Actinopteri, Anguilliformes, Congridae. The record is from RefSeq and is a predicted model, not a curated record. Gene Ontology annotation, biological process: adult locomotory behavior; modulation of chemical synaptic transmission; circadian behavior.